AUGUCAGCUAUUGGAUCUCUUGUCUUUUGCACAGAUUGCGGUAACUUGUUGGACGGUUCUGUGGGGAAGCAACAACAGAACAUAGUCCUGACAUGCGGUGUCUGUGGUGCGCAUAAUAAGGAUACGUCGUCAAAGACUGUUGUUACUGUCUCCAAGCCUACCGCUUUUCCUUCUUCCCUGCGCGCGAAGAGAUCCGAGGUGCAGACCAUUUCGGAGGAAGACGUACAAACCACCAGUAUAAUCAACCACCCAUGCGAAAAAUGUGGAAGAGAGCAAGUGCGAUACUACACCCAACAACUGCGAAGUGCAGAUGAGGGUACCACUGUCUUUUACGAGUGUGAUUGCGGUCACAAGUGGAACACGAACAACUGA
Messenger RNA from Bipolaris oryzae ATCC 44560, 372 nucleotides. RefSeq lists its product as uncharacterized. Gene Ontology annotation, molecular function: DNA-directed RNA polymerase activity; zinc ion binding; nucleic acid binding. The transcript has 3 exons. Gene Ontology annotation, cellular component: RNA polymerase I complex. Gene Ontology annotation, biological process: termination of RNA polymerase I transcription; DNA-templated transcription. The record is from RefSeq and is a predicted model, not a curated record. The coding region runs from base 1 to 372 and encodes 123 amino acids. NCBI's taxonomy places the organism in Eukaryota, Fungi, Ascomycota, Dothideomycetes, Pleosporales, Pleosporaceae.